Frankliniella occidentalis (western flower thrips) is the source of this 2106-nucleotide messenger RNA. RefSeq names its product lysophosphatidylcholine acyltransferase 1 (gene LPCAT). Bases 205 to 1236 code for a protein of 343 amino acids. The transcript is spliced from 8 exons. NCBI's taxonomy places the organism in Eukaryota, Metazoa, Arthropoda, Insecta, Thysanoptera, Thripidae. The record is from RefSeq and is a predicted model, not a curated record. Gene Ontology annotation, molecular function: calcium ion binding.
UUUGCAAUUCUAUACCGUGCCGUAGCCUAGCUCUUUUCAAAUAAUUGCUCGCAACUUGCGUAAUUAAUUCGUUGACAUAACGCUGCGCCCCACCUUUCCAUUUGUGCUGCCAUACGCUGCCCACCUUGCUCCCCGCUACAUGAAGCUUCUCUUGCAGAGCUCAUCAACUACACCCAGCCCGUGUACGUGUGGCGCGAGGACCCCAUGUCGAGACAGAAGUCCAUCAAGGAGAUCAUCCAGAGGGCCACCUCCCCUCUAGACUGGCCGCAGGUCCUCAUCUUCCCCGAGGGCACGUGCACUAACCGCUCGUGUCUCAUCACGUUCAAGCACGGCGCCUUCUACCCCGGCGUGCCGGUCCAACCCGUGUGCAUCCGCUACCCCAACAAGCUGGACACGGUCACGUGGACCUGGGAGGGCCCUGGCGCGCUGAAGCUCCUCUGGAUGACGCUGACACAGUCGCACAGUAGCUGCGAGAUCGAGUUCCUCCCUGUGUACAGGCCAAGCGAGGAGGAGAAGAAGAACCCCAAGCUGUACGCACAGAACGUGCGGCAGAUCAUGGCAAAAGCUCUGGACGUGCCCGUGUCCGACUACACCUACAACGACUGCCGGUUGCUCUCCAGGGUAAAGCAGAUGAGGCUACCACACACGACCAACCUCUUAGAAGUUCAAAAGCUGCGCACCAAACUCGGUCUCAACGAGAGUUGUGCCGAGGACCGCCUGGUGUCCGAGAGGCCCCACGGCCCGCUCGCCCUGGACUGGAGCGCCGUCUCGCUGGCCCAGUUCGCCGACUGCCUGUGCGUGGACGUCAAGGACCCCGCCACCCAGCUCCUAUUCCAGCUCUACGAGAAGGACGGGGCGGGCGUGAUCGAUCUCCGGGAGUACCUGCUGUGCGUUCUCGUGAUAUCCAAGGCGGUCAGCUCGCUGGAGAUGGUGCAGCUCGCCUUCCAGAUCUACGACCGGAGCGGGGUGGGCCGCCUCGGGGUGCAGGAGACUGCCGAGGCGCUGCACAACUCGGUGAACAUGACGUGGGAGGACGGCUACGACGUCUUCAGGCACGUGGACCUGCAGCACAAGGGCCACAUCACCUUCGGCGAGUUCGAGGACUACGCCAGCAAGCGCUCCGAGUUCUCCUACCUGUUCCCCGACGACCGACGCCCCCAGCAGCACGCCGAGGUGCCGCACAAGGAGACGCCCUGCGCCAGCGUGGACGCGGAGCCCAAGAGCAAGACUCAGUGAAGGAGCCCGGGGGCGUGCCGGAGCUGCAGACGGACGUGAUAUUUAAGGGCAGAGGCCGCCAUGCACUGCCAUGCUAAUAUGAAGUGAGUUCGUGAACGCGGUGAUAUGAAGGCGUCACAAUAAUGAUUCGAUACCGGAUGUCUUGCUGAAUGAGAAUCGCUCUGUAUACCGUUGCUAUUUUUUCUCCGAUUUCAUCUCAUUUCGUAAGACUUUUUGUGUAACCACUCUAAUAAGGACGCGGCCACAAAAUACUUCAAUUCUGUUAGUGAGCACUUGCCCUUCUAGUCUUCAGUCCGCGCUUUGGUCUAAAUUUAAUGGGUAAGGGUACAACUUCGCGCUCCCCAAAUAUACUACAUGACAAUAUUGGUCGAAGAGACCACAUUUCCAGGCAAAAUUUUGCUCAUAUCUUGAUCUGGACUAUAUCUGUUACAGUCUCUGACCCCAUCGGAUUAAUUCCACAUUUUGAGUUGUUCCAGAAAAAUUGAAAAUUUCUACUGGUCUCUGAUUUGAUCUAAAUGUAUAGAGGAAAAUGUACCUGUACCUUAGCUACGUCUGUUAUCGACCUUGGUCAGACCAAUAAAGCUCAAUUAAGAGCUUUCAUUUGAUUAGUCCUCCCCUCUAUUAGUUGGGAGGGUAAUACAUUCAGUAAGGCCAUGCAUUCUGGAGAUUGGAAAAACUAGCAAAGCGUCACCACAUUGUGAUCGCGCCGCACUGAACGUGUUAACAGUUAUAGUAAAUAUUGUUUCAUGAGGAUGUACCUGUGUGGUUAUCGUGAUUUCCACCAAUAAAAAACUUAUUUUUACUUUUAGUUAUAUGUAACAGUUGAAUAAUUUUAUCGCUAAAGUAGACAAAUGGGAUCAGACUCCAAAU